Messenger RNA from Microstroma glucosiphilum, 1353 nucleotides. RefSeq lists its product as hypothetical. The record is from RefSeq and is a predicted model, not a curated record. The transcript is spliced from 2 exons. Lineage: Eukaryota; Fungi; Basidiomycota; Exobasidiomycetes; Microstromatales; Microstromataceae. The coding region runs from base 139 to 1206 and encodes 355 amino acids.
UUGACGGCUGUCAUCAUCCGCUCCUUCCUCUAUCAAGAUCUCAGGAGCCGAGCCCCUGGGCCGUGCACCAAGCAACGCGUCGUUCCGUUCCUGCGGACAAUACAUCCUUGACCCUAAAAGUCGUCCACGUUGCCUUUGAUGACCAAGGCGAUACUGAGAAGAUUGAAUGGUGACACGACAUGGCUCGUUCAAUUGCCUUUCCUUGACGUUCAGAGUGCGACAAGAGCAAAGACUUACAAUCUGCUGAUCGAUCCGUGGUUGAGCGACUCCGAGCAGAUCGACUUUCAUUCUUCCUUUUCCUCUCAGUCACGAAACAUCGCCUCUGCCUACCCCACGCUCUCGUCCCUCUCACAAGCACUAGCUCAUGAGGCACUUGAGAAGGCAGGCCAGGAACGCGUCGAAUAUGCCACUGAAGAGGAGCGGACAAAGGCUCACGGUGGGGGUGGCAGUGGAAGGAUUGACGGAAUUCUGAUUUCACAUCCAUUCACAGAUCAUGCCCACCCUCAGUCCCUCCUCGAGAUGCCCGACCGUACCGAAGGAGACGACCCUCUUCACCUCUUCUGUACGCAGCAGUCUCGCAAAGCAGUCCUAUCCCUCUUCCAGAAAGCUGGUGUCGAGAAGGACAGAUAUCGAAUCUUCCUGCUACCAGUAGUCGGCGAGGGAGAGGACUUCUUUGCGAAGGCUCAGACAGCUCUCCCCGCAGGCAUCCGCAUUGUCCGCUUGCCUGCCAAAGAAGGGCUAUUUUCAGCAUGGGGUGAUCUACACAGCGGUCUUGCCAUCCUGUGGCAAUCUGAUGGGCCUGACUCGACCUUCUCCUCAAUAGUGUACUCUCCCCAUGGUACGCUCCAAACGUCCCUCCCUUCUUGGCUCAGCAAAGCACACCAUCGUUUGUUGGUCACUUCCUUCGACGAACAGACCCUACCGCUACUGCGCCUUCUGACCGGCCCAGUAGCUCUAGGCUUCGAAACGGCAGUCUUGUGCUGCUACUCGUCCGAAUAUACUCCGAAGUCAAAGACAGAACACUACUCGCCAACGAUUGUGGUACGCACUCACGACGAGAGGAAGACUGCCAAAGGUCUCGUCGCUCGUGUCAUUAGUCGCAAGGAGAUGCAAGCCGAUGAGGCACAGAAGAUGCUCCAACAGCUUUUUGGCGAGCUGGCGGGCAGAGUGGUAGACCUUGAAGUAGGCGAGACUCUCGAGGUGUAAAUGAGCAGCGCGGUGCGGCUGUAUAGUGGGGAGCGGGGUGGUACCUUUCAUCUUCGCGCCACCGUUCCUGGCGUGGACAUCGUCAGAGCAAAACAGGUCCGGCGGGCCAGGCACCGGCAGCAAUCAAUGCGUGGACGAGGGGAAGCA